AUGCCCCCCCAGGACAGUGCAGAACCCUCCAAAACAAAAAAACCAUCGGAUAGUGCAUUCAAACAACAGCGGUUGCCAGCAUGGCAGCCAAUUCUAACUGCAGGAACAGUGCUACCUGCCUUUUUCAUAAUAGGUAUAGCAUUCAUACCUGUUGGAAUAGGCCUGCUUUAUUUCUCAGAUGAAGUUAAGGAGCUUGUGAUUGACUACACAGAUUGCAAGAAGACUGUUGGGUAUGCAUCUGCUUGGGAAGAAGUUGAAAAGGAGACCUGUAAGAGUCAAAUACAGACUGAUCCCAAUCAGAAGUGUAUCUGCAGGAUCAAUUUCAAUCUCACUAAAGAUUUUGAGGGUAAAGUUUAUAUGUACUAUGGUUUGAGCAAUUACUAUCAGAACCAUAGGAGGUAUGUGAAAUCCAGAGAUGAUAACCAGCUACUGGGGAUUCUGAGUGAUGUUGUUUCUGGGGAUUGUGUUCCUUUUGCCUAUAGUAAUGAGAGCAAUAAUUCUAAGCAGCCUAUAGCUCCAUGUGGGGCUAUUGCCAACUCAAUGUUCAAUGACAACUUGACCUUGUUCAUGAACAACUCGGGCAAAAUAGAAGAAGUCCCCUUGCUCAACACCGGCAUAGCAUGGGAAUCGGACAAGAAAAUAAAGUUCCGCAACCCCCAGGGGGACCUCCGAAAGGCAUUCGAGGGCGUUUACGCUCGUCCAAAAGCCUGGAAAAGGGACGUGUGGGACUUGGAUCCGGCUAAUCCGGACAACAACGGUUUCCAGAACGAGGACUUUAUAGUGUGGAUGCGAACGGCGGCGUUUCCAACGUUCAGGAAGCUGUACAGGCGGGUGAACCAUUCGGAGCCGGGGUUCUUGAACGGGUUGAGGAAGGGGAGUUACACCCUCAAGGUUGAAUACAAUUAUGAUGUGAGCGCCUUUGAUGGUAAAAAACGCAUGAUCAUCAGCACGACGUCACUUUUGGGGGGCAAGAACCCCUUCCUGGGAAUCGCAUAUAUAGUCGUGGGGUGUGUCUGCUUGCUGCUUGGUAUCGCCCUACUUUUCAUACACAUCAAAUGCGGCAAAAGUACCAGCGAAAUGAUCAACGUGAAUCCAAGGACCCCAUAUCAGUAG
Messenger RNA from Phaedon cochleariae (mustard beetle), 1113 nucleotides. The record is from the annotation of a GenBank genome assembly. Lineage: Eukaryota; Metazoa; Arthropoda; Insecta; Coleoptera; Chrysomelidae.